Molecule: messenger RNA, 2162 nt
Organism: Epinephelus lanceolatus (giant grouper)
Lineage: Eukaryota; Metazoa; Chordata; Actinopteri; Perciformes; Serranidae
Biological process (GO): female meiosis chromosome segregation; male meiosis chromosome segregation; meiosis I sister chromatid cohesion
Cellular component (GO): kinetochore
Source: RefSeq, a predicted model, not a curated record
UGACUCCACAGGUGUGCUCGUUGCUAGGCAACACACGGAGAGCUGAGUGGAAAAGUUUCAGUGUCUUUAGCAUCCACCGCCGCUCCUUUAGUCUUUACAAUAUAACAUUAGGCCCUGUACAUUUAGGAUAAAGUGUUAGCAACAGUUCCUCUAGUGUAACACAGGAUAGCGUCUGUUUCGUACCGCAUUUUGGACAUUAAUUUCAUUCCGCAAUGCGUCCACACAAGAACCGAGUAAGAGUCAGUCGUCACAUUGGAUUACCUAACAAGAGAGAUACACCCGUGAGACCAGCACUGAGCACCAGAGAAAAGUUCAGGAGAGUUCUUCCCAGCAGGCAUUAUGAAGCAUUUCCAGAGGAACCUGAGGUGAAGGAGAUGAAUGUCCCCACUGUCAAACUAACCAACCCAAUGUUGACAAGCACUAAGCCUGUCCACUGCAACUCUGUGUUACACUUGAGCGGCCCUGCAUUGACUGAAAACCCCAGAGACAAAGCCGUGUUGCCUGCCGCGCCAGCUAAUAAAAAAUCUGGCCACCGAGUGUCACCAGCAGGUCCCCCGACUCCUGAGGAGCCAGAGGCUUUUAAAGGUGGUGAAAUGCCAGGUAAAGGAAAAGAGCAAAACUUGACUGUGACUCUGGAGAGCAUCAUGUCCUCUAGCAUGGAGUCGGACACAACUUUCAGCUCUGAGGAUGAAGAUGAGGAAGACUGCUACUCUGCCUCUACAACUUCCAGCAGUCUUCCAUCCCCUGAGAUCUUUAGAAGGGAGAGUAAUGUGGAAACAUUGACUUUCCCCAUCAAGGAGGAGCUGCUGGAUCUCCAUCUUCACAUCAAAAACUCCACAUUGUUGGAUGUGAGCCAUGCUCAGAGCAUCCACAUGCAUCAGCCCCCCAACCUCUCUAACAUCACUGAUUCCUCUACCAGUAUCCCUGAGACGAACUGUGACAUCAACAAAAACAGAGUACCUGAAGCUGAGAACAAAAUGUAUACAGACUCAUUUAAAUCAGAGACGGCCUUCAAGUGGAAAACCCCAUCCAAACUCACCAACAGAAAGCCAACUGUGUACAAAAAGAAGGUGUGGUUCAAAAGCCCCAUCAUUGCUGAGACCUUUAAAGCAAAACUCACCCCAGCCACCAAAUUAACCAUUCACAGCUCCAGUGAGCCGGCCAAAACAUCCAGCCCGACUGAGCACAUGAAGCCAGACACAGGCACACCCAGAAUGGGUGAGCUCAAUUCUAAGGAAGAGGAAUUACAACAAAUGGUGACGCUGAAAAGGCCUGUAAAGAAUAGCCCGGGGGAAGCCAAGUUCUUUGACUUUAUCAAUGAAAGUGACAGGGAUGCGUUCUUUAAGGGGAUGAAGGACAGGUGUGUCAAACUUAAAAGUGCUCCUUUGUUUCCUCUCAUAGCUCCUGGGUACACAGAUUAGCCUGCAGGGGCAAAGAUCUGGGCUUUCUCCCGUAAUCAAAGAGAUUUGUAUGUAAAAUAUCCUGUAAAAGAUUAAUCUGAGUACUUCAAAACAAGAUGGCACGACUCAGAAGUGUGUGAGGCUAAAUGUUGAAAUGAAAUGUGAUGCACUUAAAAAUAUACAGGGAAUUCAAAGAGAUGCCACACACUGACAGAUGUAUAGACUGAUGGUGCAGACAUAGUGUAAGUGACCCUUCAACCUCCAUUGCAUCUUAGCCUUUAUUUUUAUCACAAAGCAUACUGUAUUAAACUGUUGCUCAAGUACAUCUGGCUACAAAAAUGCACUUUUUAAUGUGUUAUUUCAACACACUGUAAGCAGUGAAACCAGGACCUGAUGUCCUUCUUAAAUGUUGCAUGUCUACAUGCUGUCCAACAAGUGUGUGGUGCAAAAUGGCCACUAGAUGUCAGAGCUGUAUCGUCUUACAUAGCCAUCUUUUCUCUUCUAACAAUAAUUGUUUUUCUUUUUGUUUGUGGAAUAUAUAUGUUGUGUGUGUUUCUCUGUAUUUGUAUUUACUUUCAGUAUAUGUGUCAAUGCCAUACGCCCCUAAUCUAAGUGUUUAAUGUAAGCUAAAAGUUAAAAUGUAAGUUUGUUUUACUUUGCUGUUUUCUGUAUGUGUGAGUAAAAUGUAUUUCUACAAAAAAAGUCAAUGUGCAAAAUAAAUGAAUGUACAGUAGGUUUCAUAGCUUAAAUAAAUCAUUAUUU